GUGCGCAUGCUCGAUGGAGGCGGAGUUUUGUGGAGAAGCAAAACACUGAAUGACCCGGAACCGGGCGUCGCGGACUGAUUACCCUGACACUGACUUGUUGACCCAGUAAAUCAGGACAACCGGGACAGAGAAGCGCAGCGUUACCGCGGUUGUGUGUAGCAGAGGUGCUGGCGCUGCUGUUGUCACUGGAGCUCAGCCUCAGGACAAAAGGCGACAUCUGGUUAUUAUGGGGGAGGUGGUGACAGCUGUAUACUGAGGCUCCGUCAGAGGGGCGCUAUAGGCUGGUUACUAUGGUGACUAUGACAGUAUGGUUGUACAGUGAGUUUUAGCUGUCACCUCUCACCUGUACAGAUAGGGGGCAGCACGUUACAUUGGGGGAUAUGAGGACCAGUCUGGAGGUCCAUUGACAGGAGAUCAGGUGACUGUCACCUCUUUGCGCCCAUUAUUACUGGGGUAUGAGGUGAGAUCGCACCCUCUCACCCCUCACCACUAUGUCUCACUGGCUAUUUCCAUGGUCCAGCUCCAUUAAGACGCGGGCGUGCCGCUACCUCCUGCAGCAUUACCUGGGGCACUACCUGGAGGAGAGGCUGAGCCUGGAGCAGCUGAGCCUGGACCUCUACAAUGGAAGCGGACGGCUCACCGACAUACAUCUGGACAUCUGGUCAGUGAAUGACCUCCUGGAUUCGGCGGGGGCUCCGCUUGAGAUAAUUGAUGGCUUCAUUGGCAGUAUUUCAGUUACUAUCCCGUGGUCGGCGCUUGUGACAGACAACUGUACUCUGGAAGUCUCUGAACUGCAGGUUACUUGUCGGCCAAAAUAUAGAACUGGUUCAGGAGGUCCAGAGUCACACAGCUGGUCCUCAUGUAUGACCACCAGCAUGCAGCUAGCCCAGGAGUGCCUAAAGGAGCAGGCUGAGGAACCUUCAGAGCCUCCUCAGCCCAUUGAAGGACUGGAAAUGUUUGCACAAACUAUAGAGACAGUGCUUCGGAGGAUUAAGGUGACCUUCUUAGAUACCAUUAUCCGAAUUGAAAAUAUGCCAGCAGAUUCUACCAGUGGGACAGCCCUGGAAAUUCACAUUAAAAGACUAGAUUAUUGUGAUGAGGCUGUUAGAGACUCUGGUCAGACCUUCCCUGUGGAUAUACAUCAACCCCCAGCAUUUAUCCAGAAGAUCCUUCAGCUCAGUGGCGUCUCACUACAUUAUGAAGAUUUCAAGAACCGGCGACACACACAUUCUCCUACACCUGAUCCAGAGAACCUUUCUGAUCCUAGUAAGCACACAGAAACUGAUUCAUCUCAAGCAGCAGCGGCUGCUAGUCGACCAGCACAACCCCCUAGUACCCCUACCCUCCAAAUUGGCAGCUGCUCUGGAUGUACAGAAUUGGUCAUCAAACUAAAGCAGAAUGACAUGUUUCCAGGACCGAAGAUGGAGAUUGAUGGGAAGAUCGGGUCUCUUCACUUGUUCCUGAAUCCACAUCAGAUAGCAAACUUGCAACAGCUAUUGGAUGCUUUAAGUACUUCAGAAUCCAACAGUGUUAGGGAGAAGUUGCUGAAGAGUCGCCCUCUUGACAUGGAAGAUCUGAAGCUUAUAGAACAGGAUCUGAACCAACAGCUUCAUUCUGGACCUGGAUCCUUAUAUGUGCCAGAUCCUGAGCUUGUUUCAUUUCAGAAUUUGGAGAAUGGAGAUAUGUUUUUCUCUAUGGCGGCCAUGACAAAUAGUGUCACUUCUAUUCGAUCUACAAGUGAAUUGACAGAUGUGGACCUUGACUCUUCAAUUUACAGUGAUUACAGCAGUCCCCAAUUCCAGGGACCAGCCUUUGCUCCUGGCUUAAUGCUCAGCAGCCCUAGACGAUUUGGAAACUCACCAUUCUCUGCCACUAUCCCACCACUGCAAAACCUCAACAGGAUGCAAGGUAAACAGUCUUCCUCAUCCCCUCUGGAACCUCUCAAACCUGAGAUGCUGCUGAAACUGACAGUAGGUGGUCUUACAAUCACUGUGCCACAUAUUCCUACCGAUGCCACUAAUCCCCAAGAUUCUGCCUAUAGGGAGGCAGCAAAUCACUUUUUUAAGGAGCUAGGGUAUUUCAAAGAUGGAGCCUUCAGUGGGCGGGACUUCGGCCACCUGCGGGAGAAUUUUCAAAGAGCUUGUCGGCUGAGCAAUGUCAGAAUGACAGCCCUUGCAGUUCAGAUAGUUGGUGAGCAGAGAUUGGGCAAAGGAUGCCAGCAAAGCAGUAUUGACCUCAGUUGUGGAAUGCUGGAGAUUUUAGAAUGUCUGUGGCAAGGAGACAGCAAGUCCAGCAAGGAUAAAGUCCCAGAAUACACUGAGCUCAUGAUCUUCCAUAGUCCAGCAUCCUCAUCUCGUCCCUGUGCCCAAGUACAUUACAAGCGGAUUCACAGGACACCAUCCAGAAGUAGCCGUAAGAAGCAAGCAGUGAAAGUGAGCGCAGAAAUCAGAGUGGAGCUGGAGGACUUUAAAACAGAGUUUGACCUGGGUCUCUUUGACCGGCUGGGCUCCCUCUUUCAAGAUAAGGCUACAAAAGAAGCAAGCCCACAAGGACACUUUGACUUGCACUUGAAUGAAGUCUCUCCUGCUCCUGAAGAGGACACAGAGAUCCACAUACUGGCUUCCAAAGCACACAUGCAUCUUCAGUUUCCAGUACCAGACUUAAGGCCUGCUGCGGAACGCCGGUUUUGGGCCCAGAAGGCUAUAAGGAAGGAAUGUCUGGAAAUGGAGGUGACAGAUAUGGAGAUUAGUACACACAGAAAAACUGGUACAGAAGAACCUAGCAAGAUAGAGAUAACAUUUGGAGACCUACAUGGUGUAUACUCUGAUGGAAACAAAUUGCAUGUUCCAUGUAUGAAGAUCAGUAAAGGAAUAGAUCCUCUCGCUAAACCAGGUGGAAAGAAAUUCAUCUUUCCGAGUAUUUUAGUGACCCUCCUUCCUGAAAACAAAGCCUCCCCAUGGGAUUUAUGCCAGGACAAAAUUGAAGACUUAGACCUUCCAUCUGUGGAAAGUCCUUGUGAAUUAAAACAGCCAGAGCCAUCGCCGUUCUCAUCUAAAAGGACGAUGUUUGAAACUGAAGAGAUGGUUAUUCCAGCUGACCCAGAAGAAAUGGCAGAUUUUCAGCAAGUGACCCUCGAAUCCUCCCAAUAUAGGCUUGAAGUAACUCUACCCAGAGCUCAUAUAUUUCUUCCCAGCAAGGACAUGUAUGAAAACUUAUACAACAGGUUGUGUAAUGAUCUCUUGAUGUGGGAACCUAUGUUUGUGUUUGAUGCCCCCAUGACUGACUCUCUGUUCCCUUCUGAGACAAUAUCUACACCUAGUUACCAACAGGACACUUUCCGCAUGUGCAAGUCAGCAUUCAGACUAGAUUCUGAUUCAGAAGAUGAAGAUUCCCAUUUUUACUCUGUUGAUGAUACUGCAAAGUGCAGAAAAGGGUCACAAGAUGGUCAAAGCUUCUUCUCUGCUGCUAUAACCAUUUUAAAAGGACGGGUUACAGCUUGGACUGAAGCCAAGAAUGAAGGAAACAAGAGACAGGAGAACCACCAUGGUGAAGUCAUUUUGGAUGUUGAAAAUGGUCAUAUUUUCAGUGUUUCAAAGUACAAAGGCAACACUGACCUCAGCUACCUAUGUAUAGAGUCUGAUAUUGUAUCCCUUUAUCACAAAGCUUCUGUAGAAGAUUAUUUACCACCAAACAUUCUAGAAAUUCCCACUUUUGUACCACCUGCAAACUUGAACCCUACGAUAUAUAUCUCGGAGGAGGGGGUCUCUGCACAGCUGUCAGGAGCUCGAAAAGAUAAGAGCCCCAAGAUGCUCUCGCUUUCUGUCCGCAUUGACCUGAACCUUGUGAAGAAUGUGAAGGAAUUCCUGGUGGCUCUGAGACUUGAUGGUGCUACUUUACGUCACCAUAUGGCACUUCCAAAUCAAAGCUGGCACAGUCAAAUCAUGGAUUUUCUGGAUGUAGUUGAUGAUCCCAUUUUAGGCUACAGACCCCCAGCUGUCAUCACUAUACUGCACAUCCAUCUCUUUAGCUGUGCCGUGGAUUAUAGACCACUCUACCUCCCCGUCAGAGUCCUCCUUACGGCUGAAACAUUUACGCUAUCCAGCAACAUAGUAGUGGACACCUCAACCUUCCUUCUCAGAUUUAUUUUAGAUGAUUCUGCUCUUUAUCUGUCAGAUAAAUGUGAAGCCGAGAUUACAGAUUUAAAGAGAGAUUUCGUCUGUGUCCUGGAUGUGGAUCUCUUAGAACUGGUCAUCACCACAUGGAAAGGAAACUCUUCCUCCAAACUGACUCAGCCUCUCUUUGAACUGCGGUGCUCUAACAACGUCCUCCAUAUUCACACCUGUGCAGACUCCUGUGCCAUGCUUGCCAACCUCACCCAGUAUGUGAUGAACAAUGGAGAUCUGCACUGUCCUCCAAAACCUGAGCCACCCACUGAGAUUGCAGGACAGAAAUUACAGCCUCCAGAGGGGCCAUCUUCUCUACCUCCAUGUUUUCCUGCAGAGACUGCUCAAAUCAACCAGGGUGACUUGACUGAUGCCCUUAUAGACACGGGAAAGAGCAGCAAAGAGCACUCUGAGGCAGGAGAGCCAUUUAUUCGACAGAACUCCCCUGUGUCCGUUUACCUUUUCCCUGAAGAAGUUUCCUCUGCGAAUAGAAUAGGGACAAUCCAGCCAUCACCUCCACCUCCAGGUUCACAUUUAUCACAGGAGAGCCUUGGGGGCUCAGAUACCAGUGGAGAUAGUGAGCUGACAGACACAGAUGACUUCUGUAUUCUUGAUGCCCCUGGGAUUGGUGUGCCCCCAAAGGAUGGAGAACCUGUUGUGAGAAAACUAGUGGAUAGCCCUAUUUUGGUGAAGGAUGGACACUUUUCUCGCCCACUUGGUAGCACUGACUUAUUGAAGCCUCCAGCUAAAUUUCCUGUGCCAGAGACUCGUAUAGUACUAAGAGAGAUUUCUGUUGUAUGGCACUUAUAUGGAGGAAAAGAUUUUGGCAGCAGUCGGCCAAACUCUGCAAGGACGCAGUCACCCAGGACAAGAGCAAGUAUGCCAAGUGCCCGUGGGUCUCCAUCCCGGUCCUCUGUAACAAACCGUCCUCAAAACACUUGGAGAACACAGGGUGGGAACGGCAGGAUCCAUGACAUUUUAAUGGAGAUCCAGUUGACCAAAGUCAGCUUCCAGCAUGAGUCCUAUCCAGCACCCUCUGAGCCAGGGCCAGAAAAGCUCCAAGUAGAUGAUGUGGUAGAAGUCCCACUUGCCCGUCAAGUGUUUAUAGUCCAAGAACUGGAGAUUAGAGACCGUCUGACAUCUUCUCAUAUCAACAAGUUUUUGUACUUGUACACUAGUGAAAAGAUGCCAAGGAGGGCGCACUCAAAUAUGCUAACAAUAAAAGCCCUCCAUGUGCAUCCUGAGGCCGGGUUAGGGGGUCCUGAAUGCUGCCUCCGAAUGUCCUUAAUGCCACUCCGCCUAAACAUUGAUCAGGAUGCUCUCUUCUUUCUGAAAGACUUCUUCACUAGUUUGGCCUCUGGUAUUCAGCCUGUGGUUGCUAUGGAGGUUGGUUCAGAUGCAUCUCGUAUGGAAAGCCUUAGAAAACACAGUGCCUCAGAUUGUGAAGGAGGAUUGGAGAAUUCCUUGGAUUCCAAUGAGGAGGACACGUCAUCUCUUAGCUCAGCAUCUGACCAGCCUAUUUACUUCAGAGAAUUUCGCUUCACAUCGGAGGUGCCGAUCUGGCUGGAUUAUCAAGGCAAACACGUAACCACAGAGCAGGUGGGAACAUUCGCUGGAAUAUUAAUCGGACUGGCCCAGUUAAACUGCUCAGAACUGAAACUGAAGCGACUGUACUGCAGGCACGGGUUGCUUGGAACAGACAAGGUUUUCUCUUAUGCUCUCAAUGAGUGGCUGACGGACAUUCGCAAAAAUCAGCUGCCAGGGAUUCUGGGAGGAGUGGGCCCCAUGCAUUCUGUUGUACAGCUGUUUCAUGGAGUGCGAGAUCUCUUUUGGCUGCCCAUUGAACAAUACAGGAAGGAUGGCCGCAUCAUUCGUGGCUUGCAGAGAGGAGCAGCAUCUUUUGGCACCUCCACAGCUUCGGCGGCACUAGAACUCAGUAAUCGGCUAGUUCAAGCCAUACAGGCCACGGCAGAGACUGUGUAUGACAUUCUUUCACCAACACCGCCUGUUUUACGUGGCUCACUUGAUGUUAGACAGCCACGUAGACUGAGGAGAGGACAUCAGCCUGCAGAUCUACGGGAGGGAGUGGCAAAGGCCUAUGACACCGUACGAGAGGGUGUAAUUGACACAGCUCAGACUAUACGCGACGUAGCAUCACGUGGCCACGAACAGAAGGGCUUGACUGGCGCUGUUGGCGGAGUCCUGAGACAGAUUCCACCCACUGUGGUAAAGCCAUUCAUAGUGGCCACCGAGGCAACAUCAAAUCUCUUAGGAGGGAUGAGAAAUCAAAUAAGACCCGAUGCCCACAAAGAGGACUCUCUAAAGUGGAAAGCAGAUGAGGGGCAAGACUGACAAAAAACAAACUCUCUGCCCUUAAAGUGCCAAAGGAAAACUGCAAUAUGUGAAGAUGUCUGGAGUUUGGUUUGCUGGGUCUGCGUAUCGAGCUGUCAACAUCACUGCAUGACCACACUUGGACAAUGAAAGCCACUCCCUACAGUACUUGAUUUUUACCCAUAAGCCUUCUGUUGAAUAUUUCUAUGACUCGCAUUUCUCCGCUUCUGUAUUAUCCUUCUCAUGUAUCCAAGAACCUUCCUUUGCUCUAUUUGACAAAUCAUGGAGUGACUUUAAUAGGGAAAAUACUUUAAGCACUUUUAUUGCAAUGGUGGCCUUGAAACGCAGACCCCUGUUCUCUGGACCUAAGCUGUGCAUUAACCUUUCUAGCAAAGAAGCUUGUAUUCAUCCCAUUUGAUUUACUGACCCAUUUAACUGGAGAUACAUGGUGCACAAUGCAGGAGUGUCUGGUCACAUGAAGGGACGCUGCAGCCUCGAUCAUCCCGAAUGUUGCUUUUUAUAUCUUAAUGCUUUCUUCUGACUGUGAGGCCAAAUAAGUAUAAAUAAUAUAUAUAUUAUAAAUAAAGUAUGUAAAGAUACAGUGACCUGGAAACAAUGUAA
This is a messenger RNA of Hyla sarda, 7115 nucleotides long. RefSeq names its product autophagy related 2A (gene ATG2A). Bases 492 to 6515 code for a protein of 2007 amino acids. Gene Ontology annotation, molecular function: phosphatidylinositol-3-phosphate binding. Gene Ontology annotation, biological process: reticulophagy; piecemeal microautophagy of the nucleus; autophagy of mitochondrion. The transcript is spliced from 42 exons. The record is from RefSeq and is a predicted model, not a curated record. NCBI's taxonomy places the organism in Eukaryota, Metazoa, Chordata, Amphibia, Anura, Hylidae. Gene Ontology annotation, cellular component: phagophore assembly site; extrinsic component of membrane.